Diaporthe batatas is the source of this 1544-nucleotide messenger RNA. RefSeq lists its product as uncharacterized. Bases 3 to 1544 code for a protein of 513 amino acids. NCBI's taxonomy places the organism in Eukaryota, Fungi, Ascomycota, Sordariomycetes, Diaporthales, Diaporthaceae. Gene Ontology annotation, molecular function: oxidoreductase activity, acting on paired donors, with incorporation or reduction of molecular oxygen; monooxygenase activity; iron ion binding. The transcript is spliced from 6 exons. The record is from RefSeq and is a predicted model, not a curated record.
UCAUGGCGUUGUUGGCGGCGUGGCUGGCCAUGAUCUCAUACUUGAUCCACCGGCUGCUCAAAAUCGGUGGUCGCGACCCCAAAAUGCCACCUGGCCCACCUACCAGACCAAUAAUUGGCAACGAGCAUCUCAUUCCGAAGUCGAACGCUCAUUUCAUAUUCACCGAAUGGGCCAAGCAAUAUGGCGGAAUCUACACGCUGAAGCGGUUCACCAACACGACCUUCAUUAUCUCGGAUCCAAACAUGAUCAGAGAGCUCUUGGACAAGAAGAGCAGUUUGUACAGCCAUCGCCCAGUGUCCUACGUUGGAGAUCUUAUAACGCAAAGGGACCAUCUGCUCUUGAUGCAGUACGGUGAAGAUUGGAGGCGAAUUCGUAAGUUGGUACACCAGUACUUCAUGGAGUCGAUGUGCGAGAAAGAGCACGUUCAUCUUCAGAACGCCGAGGCGACACAGCUCAUGCACGACUUCUUGGUCACGCCGGAGAAGCAUAUGGAACAUCCCAAGCGUUACAGCAACAGCAUCACGAAUUCUCUCGUAUUUGGUAUCAGGACAAAAUCAAUCAGGAGUGAAUAUAUGACACGCCUUUUCGCGUUGAUGGAUGAGUGGAGCCAAAUUCUAGAGGUCGGAGCCACCCCGCCGAUAGACUCAUUUCCACUGCUCAAACUGGUUCCCGAGAGGUUCCUAGGGAAUUGGAAGUCAAGGGCUAUUGGCGUUGGUGAGCUAAUGACAGGACUCUAUACCGAAGUCCUGGACAGGGUUAAGCAACGGCGGGAGUCCAGCCUGAACCGUCGAUCUUUCAUGGAUCGCGUUCUCGACCAAAACGAGAAGAAUGGACUUUCGCAGGCGCGCCUGUUAUUCCUCGGAGGAGUGCUCAUGGAGGGCGGUUCUGACACGUCCUCCUCACUCCUUAUCGCCAUGGUUCGGGCUAUGAUUGAGUUUCCUGAAGUCCAGAAAAGAGCUCAGGCAGAGAUAGAUGCUGUUGUCGGUGAGCAUAGAUCCCCGACGUGGGAGGACUUUGAAAGGCUUCCCUACAUCAACAUGAUGAUCAAAGAGAGUCAUCGUUGGCGUCCAGUCAGCCCACUAGGUGUUUCACACGCAGUGGCAGAAGAUGAUUGGGUUGGAGGCUAUUUGAUUCCCAAGGGUUCGACAGUUGUUCUCAACGUAUGGGCAAUGCACCAUGAUGAGACGCGCUGGGAAAAGCCCGCUGAUUUCAUGCCGGAGCGUUUCGCUUCGUACCCUAAGCUUGCCUCCCAGUACACAAGUGACGGGUCGACCCGUGACCACUUCGGCUACGGUGCAGGCCGCCGCGUGUGCCCUGGUAUCCACCUAGCCGAACGCAACCUGUUCAUCGCAAUUUCGAAGUUGCUGUGGGCCUUCGACUUCAGCAAGAAGGAAGGCAAUAAUCAGGCGGUCGAGUCGAGCAUUGGAUUUCUGCAAUGUGUUCGUGAGUACGAGUGCCAGAUCAGUGUCAGAUCUGAGAAAAGGGCGGAAACAAUUGGGCGGGAGUUUGAAGAGGCUGGUAAUAUCUUUGCCAACUACGACUAG